CCGGCGAGGCCGAGGGACCAGCCCCAGCCUCGGGACGGGCGAGACGGGCGGGACGGGCGUGGGGGCCGGAGGAGAAAACCAGGGAGGCCGGAAGCGGAGCCGGGGGUCUGCAGGAGGCUGAGUGAUGAAUAGGGACACUGAAAGCAGGAGAGUGAAUGAAUGGGGGAUAUUGAUCGCAGAAGGGGAAGGAAAUAGAGGGGGUCUGGCGAGGCAGGGGUUAGGUUAAGGAGCUCAGGAGACAGGAUGUGCAGGAUUGGGGGACACAAGCGACAAGGAGAAGGGGAAUGAACGAAGGACUAGAGAGGCAGAGCUGGGGAAUCCAGGAGAGAGGGGGCGGAGAGGAGAGCGUUCAUGGGAAAGAGGCUUGGAAAAAGGGGGUAGAAGCUUCAGGAGGUGGCCUUUUAGAGUUGGGGAGGCAUAACGACUCAUGCGCAGACUGGAGACCUAGUUCCCAGUACUGUCCUUGGGAACUGAGGGGACCAGGAGUAGUUCCCUUGCUGCCAAGGGAGGGAUUGGACCCUCAGGGCCCUCUUUGACAUUCUCCCCAGAGAUGACUUAAAUGCCUGCCUCUGGAGUGCUUCUCCUGGGCCCCAAAGCUUUGCCUCUGGCUCCACCCCCUUCCCAUAGCGUCAGAGGAAACAGUGACUCCCAGAAAUCUAUGUGAACUGCAGACAUGUGGUCUUCCCCACCCCACUGCGGCUGCUGCUGCUCUCUGGGCAGCCAGCCUCCUGGAACAGAGCCUCCUGCCAUCCCAUCAUCCUGGCCUCUGGGAGGACCUUUCUUUCCCUGUGUUCCAAGUCACCCUGCCUGAGGUGCCCCUCCAGAUUCUCAAACACGAUUUACAGUUCAGCUCCUGGCUCUGGUGGCUCUGGUGGCUCUGCCCAGUGUUAAACUGACAUGGCUCGAGCCUGACCUUCCAUAAGCUGCGAUCCUGACGGGCACACACAGGCUGUUGCUGUAGCUGCUGUGAAUGAUCUAAAACCACGAGGCAGUCCGGGACUGAGAGACGAGGCAUUCCCUCUGCCUGGAUGUGUGGGAACUCCCUGCCAACUUGAUCGGUGGAUCUGGGGGGGGAUCCACCCCCACCCCGUGAGCAAAGUACAGUCCAUCUAGUGGGUGGAGCUUCAGGUGCCAGCCAACUGAAGGAUGGCCACCCCUGUGGUCACCAAGACGGCCUGGAAGUUACAGGAGAUUGUCGCCCACGCCAGUAAUGUGUCCUCGCUGGUGCUGGGCAAGGCCUCCGGGCGGCUGCUGGCUACUGGUGGGGAUGACUGCCGUGUCAACCUGUGGUCCAUCAACAAACCCAACUGCAUCAUGAGCCUGACGGGUCACACGUCCCCAGUGGAGAGCGUCCGCCUCAACACCCCGGAGGAGCUCAUCGUGGCCGGCUCCCAAUCAGGCUCCAUCCGCGUUUGGGACCUAGAAGCUGCCAAAAUUCUUCGCACGCUUAUGGGCCACAAAGCCAACAUCUGCAGCCUGGACUUCCACCCGUACGGCGAGUUCGUAGCCUCGGGCUCCCAGGACACGAACAUCAAGCUCUGGGACAUCCGGAGGAAAGGCUGUGUUUUCCGGUAUAGGGGACACACCCAGGCUGUGCGGUGCCUCCGGUUCAGCCCCGACGGGAAGUGGCUGGCAUCGGCUGCAGAUGACCACACAGUGAAGCUCUGGGAUCUGACUGCUGGCAAGAUGAUGUCCGAGUUCCCUGGCCACACAGGGCCUGUCAACGUGGUGGAGUUUCACCCCAAUGAGUACCUGCUGGCUUCUGGCAGCUCGGACAGGACCAUCCGGUUCUGGGAUCUGGAGAGGUUCCAGGUAGUGAGCUGCAUCGAAGGAGAGCCAGGGCCCGUCAGGAGCGUCCUGUUCAACCCCGACGGCUGCUGCCUGUACAGCGGCUGCCAGGACUCGCUGCGCGUCUACGGCUGGGAGCCUGAGCGCUGCUUUGAUGUGGUCCUGGUCAGCUGGGGCAAGGUGGCCGACCUGGCUGUCUGCAACGACCAGCUGAUAGGUGUGGCCUUCUCCCAGAGCAACGUUUCCUCUUAUGUGGUGGACUUGACGCGGGUCACCAGGACAGGCACGGUGGCCCAGGACCCCGUGCAGGACAGCCGGCCCCUGGCGCAACAGCCAGCCCACCCCAGUGCCCCUCUUCGGCGCAUCUAUGAGCGGCCUGGCACAGCCUGCAGCAAGCCUCAGAGGGUGAAGCAGAACUCGGAGAGUGAGCGCCGCAGCCCCAGCAGCGAGGAUGACCGGGACGAGCGGGAGUCUCGGGCCGAAAUCCAGAACGCCGAGGAGUACAACGAGAUCUUCCAGCCCAAGAACAGCAUCAGCCGGACACCACCCCGAAGAAGUGAGCCCUUCCCGGCACCCCCGGAGGAUGACAUGGUCUCAGCCAAGGAGGUGGCCAAGCCCAGCCCGGCCACGGACUCGCAGUUCCCGGUGCCAAAUGGUGGGCAGAGGGGGCGGCCUCGGGCUGGCUCCCCACUGAGCUCCGGACCCCACCAGCUCGAGGUCCCGCCCCGGCCCCCGGGCGUCACUCCCACGCCUGCGCCCAAGGCUGAGCCGGCCAUCAUCCCUGCCGCCCGGAAUGAGCCCAUUGGGCUGAAGGCCUCCGACUUCCUGCCUGCCGUGAAGAUCCCCCAGCAGGCCGAGCUGGUCGACGAGGACGCCAUGUCGCAGAUCCGCAAAGGCCAUGACACUAUGUGCGUGGUGCUCACCAGCCGCCAUAAGAACCUGGACACCGUGCGGGCCGUGUGGACCACAGGCGAUAUCAAGACAUCAGUGGACUCGGCUGUGGCCAUGAAUGACCUGUCAGUGGUAGUGGACCUCCUGAACAUUGUCAACCAGAAAGCCUCCCUGUGGAAGCUGGACCUGUGCACCACAGUCUUGCCCCAGAUCGAGAAGCUUCUGCAAAGCAAGUAUGAGAGCUACGUGCAGACCGGCUGCACGUCCCUGAAACUGAUCCUGCAGCGGUUUCUGCCCCUGAUCACGGACAUCCUGGCAGCGCCCCCCUCUGUGGGUGUGGACAUCAGCCGGGAGGAGAGGCUCCACAAGUGUCGGCUGUGCUACAAGCAGUUGAAGAGCAUCAGUGGCCUCGUCAAGAGCAAGUCGGGUUUGAGUGGCCGCCACGGCAGUGCCUUCCGGGAGCUGCACUUACUUAUGGCCAGUUUGGACUGAGGAGCUUUUGGGCCUGGCCUCAGCCCCUGUUCCCGUUCCCUGUGCACUCCCGGGCCCGUGAGCCUCUGCCCGGCCCCCUCUGCAGCCCUGUGGCCAUCCUGGAGGUGGUGGCUCCAGCCCACUGGCCACCUGCACAGCCCUGAGCUCUCAGACAACUUCUCCCUGGCAGUGGCUGCCCUGCUUGGCCAACUCCUGCUUCUGGGGCAGCAAAGAGCACCCUGGGGCUGCUGCUGUAAUUUAUAAGGCGAAUUUUAUUAAAUUUGUAACUAUUCCCUGG
Molecule: messenger RNA, 3448 nt
Organism: Lontra canadensis (Northern American river otter)
Lineage: Eukaryota; Metazoa; Chordata; Mammalia; Carnivora; Mustelidae
Gene: KATNB1
Product: katanin regulatory subunit B1
Exons: 20
Coding region: 1147-3171 (674 amino acids)
Biological process (GO): microtubule severing; microtubule depolymerization
Cellular component (GO): katanin complex
Molecular function (GO): microtubule binding
Source: RefSeq, a predicted model, not a curated record